This is a messenger RNA of Molossus molossus (Pallas's mastiff bat), 1230 nucleotides long. It is a transcript of the gene RAB33A, whose product is annotated as RAB33A, member RAS oncogene family. Gene Ontology annotation, cellular component: endosome; Golgi apparatus. NCBI's taxonomy places the organism in Eukaryota, Metazoa, Chordata, Mammalia, Chiroptera, Molossidae. The record is from RefSeq and is a predicted model, not a curated record. Gene Ontology annotation, biological process: Rab protein signal transduction. The transcript has 2 exons. Gene Ontology annotation, molecular function: GTPase activity; GTP binding. Bases 389 to 1102 code for a protein of 237 amino acids.
GGAGGGUCCUAGGCCAAGGCGCAGAGGCGGCUAGCCCCCCCCUCCCCCCCGCCAAGCCCAAGCGUCCCAUCUGAGGGGCACAGGCAGAAAGAGAAGGCUCGAGGCUUACUGUCUCUCUUCUACUUCUCCCUUCCCUGCCUGGCUUUUGUGUCGGUGCCUGGGAGCUGCGAGGAGGGUGAGCUGGAGGAGGAGGAGGGGGACCUGAGGUGAGAGGCAUCCCCUGCGCGUGCGCGCAUGCGCGGGCACGCACACACUCGCGGACACACUCACGGACACGCACACAUACACUCACAAAGCUCGCUCGCCUCGAGUGCACUAACGUGCCCGUUUUCUUUGUGUGGAGCCCUCGAGGGGGGUUGGGGCCUCAGUCUGGUCCGGUCCUGGGGAGAUGGCGCAGCCCAUCCUGGGCCAUGGGAGCCUGCAACCUGCCUCAGCCGCUGGCCUGGCAUCCCUGGAGCUUGACUCGUCCCUGGACCAGUACGUGCAGGUUCGCAUCUUCAAAAUCAUCGUGAUUGGGGACUCCAACGUGGGCAAGACCUGCUUGACCUUCCGCUUCUGCGGCGGGACUUUCCCGGACAAGACUGAGGCCACCAUCGGCGUGGACUUCAGGGAGAAGACUGUGGAAAUCGAGGGCGAGAAGAUCAAGGUUCAGGUAUGGGACACAGCAGGUCAGGAACGCUUCCGCAAAAGCAUGGUGGAACAUUACUACCGCAAUGUGCAUGCAGUGGUCUUUGUCUAUGACGUCACCAAGAUGACAUCCUUCACCAACCUCAAAAUGUGGAUCCGAGAAUGCAAUGGGCAUGCCGUACCCCCACUAGUACCGAAAGUGCUUGUGGGCAACAAGUGUGACUUGAGAGAACAGAUCCAGGUGCCCUCCAACUUAGCCCUGAAAUUUGCCGAUGCCCACAACAUGCUUUUGUUUGAGACAUCGGCCAAAGACCCCAAAGAGAGCCAGAAUGUGGAAUCAAUUUUCAUGUGCCUGGCUUGCCGAUUGAAGGCACAGAAAUCGCUGCUCUAUCGUGAUGCUGAGAGGCAGCAGGGGAAGGUGCAGAAACUGGAAUUCCCACAGGAAGCUAACAGUAAAACUUCCUGUCCCUGUUGAAACCAAAUGGUGUAAAUCAAGAUCGGCUAUCACCAGUUUUUUUCUUUCCCUUUUUUCCGUGCCUGCAUAGCACUGACAUCUGCUUGUUUCCAUACAAAUUGAUAUUAAAAUAAAAUUUAUAUAGAUUA